CGUACCAUUCACGAUUCACUCUGGUUUUAUAUCUACUUGUAACUAUUUUGUUUGAUCUAUAUUUAUUUUUAUGAACGCACUCAGAACAAUGACAAGCAUGAACGCAGAAUAUAUAAUCUGUGAUAUGUUCUAUCCUUUUCUCUUUCGUGUUCUGUCAAAGAAAACGAGAAUUCCCAUCUUUCUUCUUUUGUAAAACUUCCUUUGAAAAGGAACAGGACACCUUUAAUUUUCAAUACUGACAACCACACACAGCAGAAUGCCAGAACUUACUGAAUUAGACAAAGCCACCGCAUCCAUGACUGAGAAACGUAAGGAGGAGACUGCAUCUUCAGACAGUGACUCCGAUGACACCAUCCCGGAACUUGAGGAUGCUGGUGCACCAGGCGCUGGCGGAAUCUCCAACCCGAUCGCGGGCAUCGACAUUGUGUCUAAGGCGAAACAGUCGCGUGGUGAGAAGAAGGCACGCAAGAUCAUGAGCAAGCUUGGACUCAAACCGGUACAAGGUGUCAACAGAGUGACCAUCAGGAAGUCCAAGAACAUCCUGUUUGUAAUCAACUCACCAGACGUUUACAAGAACCCACACUCGGACACAUACAUUGUGUUUGGUGAGGCCAAGAUUGAAGAUCUCUCACAACAGGCCACCAUGGCAGCUGCUGAGAGGUUCAAGGCACCUGAGACUGCUGCCGCUGGCAACGAUGCUGCUGCUGCUGGCACGACGGUCGCACCUAUCGCUGAAGAGGAGGACGAAGAAGGCGUGGAUGAGACAGGAGUUGACGAGAAGGAUGUGGAGAUAGUAAUGUCACAGGCGAACGUGUCGCGAGCGAAGGCGGUGCGGGCGUUGAGGAACAACCAGUCCGACAUCGUAAAUGCUAUAAUGGAACUGACAAUGUAAAGCAGACAAUCUUCACAACGUUUUUUAAUGUAACUGUUCCUAGUUUUAAGUAUGUAUUAACAUAGCCACGCGACUAGUUCGCACUCACUGAUUCGGAUCCAAAGUAAGGACCCUAGCGAGUCGGGAAGUUUAUACGGAAAAGGGAAUGUAUAUAGGCAUAUUUACUUUCAAACAAUAAAUAAUAGAAAUACUA
Messenger RNA from Manduca sexta (tobacco hornworm), 1085 nucleotides. RefSeq names its product nascent polypeptide-associated complex subunit alpha (gene Nacalpha). NCBI's taxonomy places the organism in Eukaryota, Metazoa, Arthropoda, Insecta, Lepidoptera, Sphingidae. Gene Ontology annotation, biological process: protein targeting to membrane. Gene Ontology annotation, cellular component: cytoplasm; nascent polypeptide-associated complex. The coding region runs from base 257 to 892 and encodes 211 amino acids. The transcript is spliced from 6 exons. The record is from RefSeq and is a predicted model, not a curated record.